AUGCAGAUGCGCUGGCAGGGAUUGUCAACGGAGGCACUUGGAAACGAGGGCCGGCGCAUGCAGCCUUCAAACAGCAACUUCACUACUUUUGCACCGUCCUCGCCUUUGCAGCCUAUAACGCGAGGCGGCCCCUCUUCCGCCUCCGACGGCAGCAAUCACCCCUCCAGCAAUAUGCAAUGGAUCCAACAUCCUCAACGCGAGUAUCUGGAAGCCUGUGGGACUGAAUGCGACUUUGAAGCAGCAGCAUUUGUUUUCCUCAGUGUGGCAGCCCCAGAACGCCUGGUCGGAGAUAGCCCCCUUCGAGGCUCUGCCCAGGUGUUGAAAUUCCUGCACACCACGUUGGCCACCCCAUGUAUCAAAGCGUUCCCAUAA
Mytilinidion resinicola is the source of this 372-nucleotide messenger RNA. RefSeq lists its product as uncharacterized. Bases 1 to 372 code for a protein of 123 amino acids. The transcript has a single exon. NCBI's taxonomy places the organism in Eukaryota, Fungi, Ascomycota, Dothideomycetes, Mytilinidiales, Mytilinidiaceae. The record is from RefSeq and is a predicted model, not a curated record.